Molecule: messenger RNA, 7739 nt
Organism: Marmota flaviventris (yellow-bellied marmot)
Lineage: Eukaryota; Metazoa; Chordata; Mammalia; Rodentia; Sciuridae
Source: RefSeq, a predicted model, not a curated record
AUGGGAGGAGCCAUUAUCUCCCAGUGUGACUUUGACGAUAAUUCCAAACCCCUCUGUGACUGGUCCCAAGAGUUCACCGAUGAUGGGGACUGGAUCCGAGCCAGUGGUCCCUCCCCAUCUGGCACCACUGGGCCCCCUGGGGGGUACCCUAAUGGAGAGGGCUACUAUCUGCACAUGGAUUCCAACAACUUCCGUCAGGGUGGAGUGGCCCGCCUGCGCAGCCCUGACAUAUGGGAGCAAGGCCCGUUCUGUGUUCGCUUCGCCUACCACAUGUUCGGGCUGUCAUGGGGCUCCUGGCUCCGACUGCUGCUAUUCAUGGGCAAACAGAACAAUCGCCCCAAAUUGCUCUGGAAACACACAAAUACCCAGAGCCUUUCCUGGAUACCUACCUCCGUCACUGUGCCCGCAGGACUCAACCUGCCCAGCUGGCUGACGUUUGAGGGGAUGAGGGGCAACACUCCCUACUUGGACAUCUCCCUGGAUGCCCUCGCUAUCCAUCGGGGAACCUGCAAUAGGGAUGGCCUCUACAUGCUCCUGGACCCCAAAAAUGCAAGGCCGGGGCAGAAAUCUUCCCUCCUGAGUCCCCCGAGCCGCUCCAAUGGCUGUCUGACCCUUUCUUUCUACUAUAUCCUGCGGAACCGGUCUCCUGGAGCAGCCCUCCUGGUCUACGCUUCCACCUUGGGCAGCAUCCGGAAACACACUCUUUUUUCAGGACAACCUGGACCCAACUGGCAGCCUACUUCUCUCAAUUAUACAGGACCGGGACAGAUACAGUUUGCCCUGGUGGGUGUGUUUGGAAGGAUCCCAGAGCCAGCGGUAGCAGUGGAUGCAGUCAGCCUUGCUCCCUGUGGGGACAGCUUUCCUCAGUGCAACUUUGAAGACAGAGCCCAUCCCUUCUGUGACUGGACCCAUAAACCAGAAAGUGGCGGACAGUGGUCCUGGGGAAGUAGAACUAUUCUCAACAACAUCACAGGCCUUGUGGGUGAGUUCUCUUAUCAAGGGGAUCAUUUUAUCUACUUUGAGGUGGACAAGGUCUCCAAAGCAGGGCAGUCUGUCAAACUGACCAGCCGGCCCUUCUGUGCCCCCGGGGAUAUCUGCGUGGAAUUUUCUUACCACAUGAAUGGCCCUGGAGAGGGCAGUACACUCAUUCUCCUGCUGAGCAGCCCUGCUGGAAGUUCCCCUUCUUCUCUGUGGAACCGUGUUGGGCCCCAGAGCCCUAGCUGGCUCAAUGCUUCUACCACCAUCUCUUCAGGACACCAGCAGCCCAUGCAGCUGAUUUUUGAGGCCAUCCGGGGUAGCAACCCCGCUUUUAUUGUUGCUGUGGGUUUCAUCUUGAUCGGUCAAGGUUCUUGUCGAGUACCACUACCCCCUCUACUACCACUACCCUCACUACUCCUACUACCCCCACUACCCCUACUACCCUUUGUCAUCACUAUCGAGAUAACCACCCCCACAGAGCAAGUCACUGAUAUCACCGAGGAGAUCACCACCGCCACGGAGGAACCCACUGAGGAAAUCACCACUGCCACAGAGGAACCCACUGAAUUUGAGGAGACCACCUCGGCCACAGAGGAACCCGCUGAAACCACUGAGGAGAUCACUACCACAGAGGAACCCAUCGAAACCACCCCGGAGACCACUACCACCACCACAGAGGAACCCACUGAGACCACCCCGGAGACGACGACGACCACCACCACCACCACUACCACCACCACCACCACUACUACCACCACAGAGGAGCCCAUCAAAACCACCCCGGAGACCACCACCACCACCACAGAGGAACCCACUGAAGCUGCGGAGGAGACCACCGUAGAGGAACUUCCCGAAGCCACUGAGGAGACCCCCACCCCGGUGGAGGAACUCACUAAAACCACAGAAAAGCCCUCAGCUUGUACUGAAGAAUCCUGCCCUAGUACAUCGGACCUGCCCGCUGGGCCAACAGUCUUGGUGAAGCCUCUACACUUUCACAAGAGCACCACUUCCCCGACUACCACCACCACCUCUAUGACCACCACCACCACCACUACCACCACCACCACCACCCCCAAAACUACCAAAGUGAAGUGCUCCCCAAAUUCCCACUAUGAAUCCUGUGCCUGCCCUGCAUCCUGCAAGAACCCCAAACCCAACUGCAAUAUACUCUGCCAGCCAGGCUGUGUCUGCAAUCCUGGUUUUUUGUUUAAUGACAACAAAUGCAUCAAUGCCUCUUCCUGUGAUUGUGUCUACGGCAAAAGCUACUAUAAGUUUGGGCAAGAAUGGUUCAGCCCCAACUGCACAGAACGUUGCCAAUGCCUUGCUGGCAGCCAUAUGGAGUGCCAUAUCUCUGAGUGUGGAUCACACACAGUGUGCCAGCUGAAGGAUGGCGAGUAUGGAUGCCACCCCUAUGGCACUUCCACCUGCAUGGUCUAUGGUGACCCUCAUUAUGUCACCUUUGAUGAGAGGCACAUCAACUUCUCAGGCAAAUGCACCUAUGUCUUGACUCAGCCCUGCCGAAACUCCUCAAACACAUUCUUCAAAGUCUUAGCCAAGAAUGAGGAAUGGGGACCCAGAGGACUGACCUGCCUGAGCAAGGUUCAUGUGAUCCUGUCUGAGACUACCAUCACCCUGCUCAAGGGCAGACAAACACUGGUUAAGGGUCAGCGAGUCACCCUCCCAGUCAGACCUUCUAAAGGUGUCAUCAUACGUCCAAGUGGGCGGUUUGUGAAAGUGAAAACAGCAUUUGGUUUGCUUAUAAAGUGGGACGGCCACCAGCAGCUGUUUGUGACUAUGUCCAGUGUGUUCUCAGGCAAACUCUGUGGUUUCUGUGGAAACUUUGACGGGGACAGCAGCAAUGACAACCUGAAGCCAGAUGGUGAGCCAGCUGAAGACGAUGAGGAUCUGGGGAACAGCUGGCAGACCGAGCAGGAGUGCGAGGGUAUCGAGACACGUACCCCAACUUGUGGGCGAGCCUUGCAGAGCACUAUGUCAGGGUCCAAGUUCUGUGGCCAGCUUGUCAGCUCCAAAGGAGUGUUUGAGGAGUGCCAGCUUCACGUGAAGGUCUCUUCCUUCUUUGACAACUGCGUGAAUGACAUGUGCAACUUCCAGGGCUUCCAUCUCAUGCUUUGUAUCCAUCUUUCGUUCAUGACUGCAGCCUGCCAGCACGCUGGCUAUGCCGUGAAGCCCUGGAGGAAACCCCAGUUUUGCCCCCUGAUCUGUCCAGCCAAUAGCAGUUACUCUUUGUGUGCCGAUCCAUGCCCGGACACCUGCCAUUCGGGAUUCUCUGACAAGACCUGCCCAGACCACUGUGUGGAGGCCUGCGAGUGUAACCCGGGCUUCAUCCUCAGUGGCCUCGAGUGUGUCCCUCCAUCCCAGUGUGGGUGCCUUGAUGCUUCAGGAACCUACUUCAAACUAGGGGAACAGUGGUACAAACCAGGCUGCAAGGAGUUCUGUGUCUGUGAAAAGAACAACAAAAUUCACUGCCAGCCCUGGAAAUGUAAGGCCCAGGAGGCCUGUAUGCUGCAAGAUGGCACCUAUGGCUGCCGUGCCCGAGGGGCGGCCACCUGCAGUGCCUCAGGCGACCCCCACUACUUGACCUUUGACGGAGCUCUGCACAACUUCAUGGGCACCUGUGCCUACGUCAUGGUCCGCCCUUGCAAGGUCAGUUCCCGAGAGAACAACUUUCUUGUCACCACCACCAACGAGAUCCGCGAUGGGAACUUGGAGCUCUCCUACAUCAAGUCUGUCAACGUGCAGAUCUUUAACCUCAGAAUCUCACUGAUUAAAGGUCGAAGGGUCGUGGUGAAUGGCUUUCGGAUAUCCCUUCCCAUGUGGCCUCUGGCAGGCCAGGUGAUCGUUAGGCUCAGUGGCUCUUUUAUUUUGCUCUACACGAACUUUGGGCUUCAGGUUCGCUACGAUGGGAAGCACCUGGUGGAGGUGACAGUACCCUCCUCCUAUGCUGGCCAGCUCUGUGGGCUGUGUGGGAACUACAACAACAACAGCCUAGAUGACAACCUACGCCCAGAUAAGAAGCCCAUAGGCAGCUCGGUGUAUCUGGGGGCCUCCUGGAAGCACUCAGAUGACUCAGAACCCGGCUGCUUCCUGAGGGGUGGCAUAUCCUCCAACUGCCAAUAUAACAGCACGUCGGACAGCUGGAAUAAGAGCUGUGCCAUCUUGGUGGACCCUCAGGGGCCCUUCUCCAUGUGCCACGACGUGGUGCCCCCGCAGGCCAGCUUCUACAGUUGUGUGUAUGGCCAGUGUGGGACCAAGGGCAGCACUGUGGCCCUGUGCCACUCCCUGCAGGCCUAUGCGUCCCUGUGUGCUCUGGCUGGCCAUGCCCUUGCCUGGCGCAACAGCAGUUUCUGCCCUAUGCGGUGUCCUUCUGGCAGUCACUAUAACUACUGUACCAGCCCCUGCCCAGCCACCUGCCUUAGCCUGAGGAUCCCCAUGAAGUGCCCUUCUAUGCCCUGUGUGGAGGGUUGUGAGUGCCACGGAGACUUCAUCCUGAGUGGGACGUCCUGUGUGCCUCUCAGCCUGUGUGGCUGCACUGACUCAAAGGGCUUCUACCACACGUUGGGGGAGAGCUGGUACCUGGAGAACACCUGCACCACCCUCUGCACCUGCUCCGUCCAAAACAACAUUACCUGCCAGAAGACCACCUGCAAGUCCGAGCAGACCUGCAGAGCCCUGGAUGGGCUGUUUCGCUGCAGGGCCUCAGAUGUAGGCGUGUGCCGGGUCUCAGGGGGUUCCCAGUUUGUGAGCUUUGAUGGCGUUAGCCAUAAAGCCAUUGUGGACAUCUGCACUCAAGUCUUAGUCAAAGUGUGCCACCCCAACAUGAACCUACCUUUCUUCAAGAUCAGUGCCAAGAGUUAUAACCAACAAGACAGUACCAGUCCCAUCUCCUUCCCUGAGCUCUACAUCAACAUCUUCAAUUCUAAGAUCAUCCUGAAAAAGAAACACCAAGUGCUGAUCAAUGAUGCAACAGUUACACUUCCUGCCACAUCCCAGAUCCCUGGGGUCAGCAUCACUUCUAGUGGCACCAACACCCUCGUCGAUGUUGAUAAUGGACUACAAGUCCGUUUUGAUGGCAACCAGUUCUUAGAGAUCAAAGUCCCUGUAGCCUAUUAUGACAAGGUGUGCGGUGUGUGUGGCAACUUCAAUGGUGAGGUGGACGACGAGCACAUGAUGCCCAGUGAAGAGUUUGCCCAGAACAACUCUGAGUUCAUGAACAGCUGGAAGGACAAAGGCAUUGAGCAAACGCCGGAAAGCGAGGGCCACAAGGAGGAACACAGGACGGAAAGCGAGGGCCACAAGGAGGGCCACAGGACGGAAAGCGAGGGCCACAAGGAGGGCCACAGGACGGAAAGCCAGGGCCACAAGGAGGAACACAGGACGGAAAGCGAGGGCCACAAGGAGGGCCACAGGACGGAAAGCGAGGGCCACAAGGAGGGCCACAGGACGGAAAGCCAGGGCCACAAGGAGGAAUCCAAGGGCAAAGUGAAAGCCCUUUGCAAGCAAGUCGACUUCCAAACAGCCCAGAGAAAUUGCCAAGCAGCCCUUGAGGCCCCUGCCUGGGCCCAGUGUGCUGCCCGGGUGGACAUCCAGCCCUACCUGCAGCUCUGUAGGGACAAGUUCUGUGACUCUGGAAUCCUGACGGGAGCCCUCUGCCUGGUUUUCCGGGACUUUGGGGCCGCCUGCAAGACCCAGGGGCUCAAGCCCCCCAUCUGGAGGAACAGCAGCUUUUGCCCUCUGGAAUGCCCGGCCCAUUCCAGCUACAGUAACUGCCUUCCCUCCUGCCCAUCUUCCUGCUUGAACCCGGAUGGCCACUGCAAGAAUAGUAGAGGCCCUUCCAGCUGCGCUGAAGGUUGCCUCUGUCAGUCCGGCUAUGUGCUGAAUGGGGACAACUGUAUGCCCAAAAGUAGUUGUAGCUGCAAGGACGCCCAGGGUGGCACCAUUCCUAUAGGCAAGACCUGGAUCUCCACAGGCUGUACGCAGACUUGUUCCUGCGUAGGAGGAAGCAUUCGGUGCAAGACCUUCCGCUGUCCGGCUCAGUCUCACUGCCAACACAAGGAAGGAAUCAACAAUUGCGUCCCUGACAAAUCGGAUCAAUGCUCCGUCUACGGGGACCCCCAUUACCGCACAUUUGAUAGGUUCAGCUACCUCUUCCAGGGUCGCAUGACCUACAUCCUGGUAAAGACAGUGGACAAGCUCCCUGAAGGGCUGGAGAAGCUGGUUGUGGAGGGACGUAACAAGGUGGAUUCCUCGGCCCCGGGCCUGAUCUUCUUGCAUGAAGUGAUCACCUUCGUCUAUGGCUAUAAAGUCCAGUUCCAGGCUGGACUGACGCUUCUGGUCAACAACCAGAAGAUGGCCUACCCCUACAGUCCCAAUGAGCACCUGCAGGUCACCAUGCAGGGCCAGCGGCUCUUUCUGAUCACCGACUUUGAGCUGGUCGUCAGCUUGGGUGGUGGUGCAAGGAUCAACGCAGUGAUCACCCUGCCCAGCAUGUACCAGGGGCUGGUGCGUGGCAUGUGUGGGAACUAUGACGGGAACCGCACCAAUGAGUUCAUACUGCCGGAUGGCAGGCUCACCCAGAACCUCUAUGUCUUUGGCAACAGCUGGGAGGCAAAUGCGGAUGAGCCCCUCUCACGUUCCCCAAGGGCCAUAAGCAAGGAGGAAGAGAGACAACAAGCAGAUUCCAGCUCCCUAGGGUUGGCCUGCAGCUUGGAGCAGCUGGCACUCAUCAAUAGCACCCAGGCCUGUAGUGUACUGGUGGACCCCGAGGGUCCCUUUGCUGCCUGUCACCAGACUGUGGCCCCAGAGCCUUUCCAGGAGCACUGUGUGGUUGAUCUGUGUACAGCCCAGGACCCCAAUGACCAAGAGGAGCUGCGCUGCCAGGUUUUCAGCGGGUACGCCAUCACUUGUCAAGAGGCGGGCGCCAGCCUAACCAGCUGGCGGGACCACACCCGCUGUGCCAUGACAUGUCCAGCCAAUACCGUGUAUCAGAGCUGCAUGAUGCCCUGCCCGGUGUCCUGUGCCAACCUGGUGACCCUUGGGGACUGUGAGGGCCCCUGCGUGGAAGGCUGCGCCAACCUCCCAGGCUACGCCUAUAGUGGUGCCCAGAGCCUCCCGAUAGCUGACUGCGGCUGCACCAGAGACGGUGCCUAUUACCAGCUGGGUGACAGCUUUGUGACUGAGGAUUGCUCUGAGCGCUGUAUCUGUGCCAGCUCAGGGGUCCUGAUGUGUGAGCCCUUCGGCUGCAGCUCCGAGGAGAUCUGCACCCUAGGCAACUUCACCCGCGGCUGCUUUCGAGAAACUCCGUGUCUUCCGAACCCCUGUCAGAACGAUGGUCAGUGUCUGGAGCAGGGGGCCAGCUUCAUCUGUGAAUGUGAGGUCGGCUAUGGGGGAGCCCUGUGCACGGAGCCGCGGGACAUCCCUCCCCCUAAAAAGCCAGAAGCAUCCAACUUUGUGGCCAUCCUGCUGGGUAUGCUGGUGCCCGCGGUGGUCAUAGUGUCAGCAGCGAUCAGAGAGUGUGUUUACAGGAUGAGGAGGAGGAGGGAGAAAAUGAAGGACCAGAACAGAGGCCAGUUGGGGGACACAGGUGAGAGCCCACUCUGGGGCCAGCACCUGCACCUCCAGAGCUGAGUCCUCUUUGGAGGCCGGUUUUCUCCAUUUUCCUCAGUGUUCCUCAGGCUGCCUUCAGAGCCACUCGGUUCUGAGUUGUUGUCAGACGUGGACAUUAAAAAAAAAAUUAUUUUUGA